This is a messenger RNA of Synchiropus splendidus (mandarinfish), 2382 nucleotides long. RefSeq names its product eosinophil peroxidase-like. The record is from RefSeq and is a predicted model, not a curated record. The transcript has 13 exons. NCBI's taxonomy places the organism in Eukaryota, Metazoa, Chordata, Actinopteri, Syngnathiformes, Callionymidae. Gene Ontology annotation, molecular function: heme binding; peroxidase activity. The coding region runs from base 1 to 2382 and encodes 793 amino acids. Gene Ontology annotation, biological process: response to oxidative stress.
AUGAAGAGCAGCUCGGGUGAUGGAGUGGCCGGACACGUUUGUGUCACCGUGCCUCUGAGCAAGACACCUAAGCCCUCGUCGCUCCUGGCGGCCGAGCGAGGAGAGAACAGGCGGCGCGAGUCCGAGCGGGCCGCUGUGCCCUGCCCCGCCGCCGAGCCUGACCGUGUGAGCGUGCUCAGGCCGGGGAAUGUGAUGGAGCUGAGUGAAGACAAAGGCAGCGAGGUGGAGAUCCUGACAGCAGAACCAGCUCACCCAGAUGGGAGCCAGCUGAGCAGGAGUCUGAUCGACCGAGCGGUGAUGGAGGCCAAGGCCACCGUGGACGCGGCGUACGACUACUCCAGGAGAGAGAGCCUGGAGCGCGUGAGGAGGAAGGCAGCCAACCCAGCGGACCUGCUGCGUCUGCUCAAGCAGCCGGUGGGUCCCACCCGGACAGCGGUGCGCGCCGCCGACUACAUGGAGAACGCCAUCCGGCUGAUCCGGAGCGCCGCCGACACCCGACACAAACGCUCAGCCAUCAACGCCACAGACCUGAUCUCUGAGGAAGAGCUGGAGCUCAUCGCCACCCUGACGGGCUGCUCUCCACGACAAAGGAUCCCCUCCUGCAGGACCACUUUGGACACCUUUCGCACAGCCAGCGGCGUCUGCAACAACAGGCUCAACACCCGCUGGGGAUCGUCCAACGUCCCCUUCACCCGCUGGCUGCCUGCUGAGUACCAGGACGGCAUCUCUGUGCCAAAAGGCUGGGAUCCCGCCCGCAACAGGGACCUGCUCCCCUUGGUCAGAGAAGUGUCCAACCGCAUUCUGCGCACGGCGAACUUGGAGGUGGAAGCUGACCCACUCUACACUCACCUGGUGACCAUCUUCGGGCAGUGGACCGACCACGACCUGACCUUCACGCCUCACUCCCCCGUCAUCCGCUCCUUCAGCGACGGCAUCGACUGCGAGCAGAGCUGCGCGCGCACCGAGCCUUGCUUCCCCAUCAAGAUCCCAGCACGGGACCCUCGCUUUGGCCGCGACACCCAGAAGUGCAUCCCCUUCUUCCGCUCAGCGCCGGCCUGCGGCUCCGGCAACAGCGGCCACAUCUUUGGUGCCAGCAACGUCCGGCAGCAGAUCAACUCGCUCACCUCCUUCAUCGACGUGGGACAGGUCUACGGCUCCGACGAUGCCAAAGCCAGAUACCUGCGAGACCUCUCCUCGGACAGGGGCCUUCUGAGGGUCAACACUGAGUUCACAGACCAGGGGCGCGAGCUCCUGCCUUUCACGAGCAUGGGGGCCAACAUCUGUGCGACCCGGGCCCACAUCACCGGAGACAGUGAAGCUGUGGAGGUGCCCUGCUUCCUGGCUGGUGACGAACGCUCCAACGAGAACAUCGCUCUGACGUCCUUACACACGCUGAUGCUGCGAGAACACAACCGUCUGGCUCGCGCGCUGGCAGAACUCAACCCUCACUGGAGAGGAGAGCGGCUCUACCAGGAGGCCCGCAAGAUCAUGGGCGCUUACUUCCAGGUGCUGACCUUCAGGGACUACUUGCAGCACAUUGUGGGUCCAGACGUGAUCCAGAGCAAGCUGAGCACCUACCCCGGCUACGACGAGUCCGUGGACCCGAGCAUCUCCAACGUGUUCGCCACGGCUGCUUAUCGAUUUGCUCACCUGAUGGUCCAGCCCGUCAUGUUCCGACUGAAUGACAGCUACCAGCAGCACCCAGAGUUCCCCACCGUCAUUCUGCGGAAGGCCUUCUUCACGCCAUGGAGGGUGGUCUUCGAAGGUGGUCUGGAUCCCAUCUUGAGGGGUCUGGUGGGUCGGCGAGCCAAGCUCAACACUCAAGAGCACAUGAUGCCUGAUGAGCUGAGGGAGCAUCUCUUUAAAUUCUCCAAGGACUUGGCUCUGGACCUGGCUGCCCUCAACCUGCAGCGAGGCAGAGACCACGGGCUGCCCGGUUACAGUGAAUGGCGAAGGUUUUGCGGCUUGUCUGUGCCGAAGAACCGGAAUCAGCUAGGUCGGGUUCUCCAAAACCGAGUGCUGGCCCGGAAUCUGCUGAGGCUCUACGGUCACCCGAGAAACAUCGACGUGUGGCUGGGAGGAAUCGCCGAGCCUUUCGUCCCCGGUGGAAGAGUGGGACCCUUGUUUGCCUGCCUCAUCUCCACCCAGUUCCAGAGGAUCCGCCAGGGAGACCGAUACUGGUGGGAGAAGACAGGCGUCUUCAGUGAGGAGCAGCGAGAGUCCCUGAAGAAGACCUCGCUGGCCCGAAUCAUCUGCGACAACAGCGGCAUCACCAGGGUCCCCGAGCAGCCCUUCCUCAUCGGAGCCGUGUCCAGUUACGCGGACUGUAGCACGCUGUCGAGCUUCGACCUCCGUCCAUGGAAGGAGAGCGUGGCAGUCUAG